ACACUUUCUUUAUCUGAACAUGUCUGAAACUGUUAGCUAACUAAACCAGCCGAACUAGCAGAAAAAAAGUCCGUGUCUGCAGCUGCCAUUUUUCGCUGAACGAGUCAUUAUUAGAUGUGAUUUACAUACAGCUGGGCUGAGGGAACUGUCUUCAGUUUCAUUUUCUGGCCAGUCAUCUGAAGAAUUGAGCAGGGCUGCAGAUCUAUGAUCUCACAAUGGCAGGUGUACAGGUGUCUCCACGUUCUCCUGUGACACAAAGCCGACGUUCAGUUAGACUAAAUGAAAAGUCACAUCGUCGUUUCUCACUGCCAAGUCGUGAGGAGGUCUUGGAGAGUAUAUCACCAUAUGACGAGACUCCCUCCAAACACUACAGUCACCUCAAACCAAGAAAACUUGUCAACAACUUCAUCAAAGAGAGAAACAGCUAUAAUAACCCAGAUGGAAUCGCUUUAUAUGACGAAAAUUCUGAUGAGGAAUUCAUCGACGACGAGGAGGAUUCGGAUGAUGCCAGUUCCGUGUCACAAGAGGGCAGCGAUCAAAACAGUGAAAGCAGCGAGGAGGAAAGAGGGAGACCUGGAGGUAGACUUGGAUCAAAAAGUGGCAACGUGACAAGUCUUGCUCCAAGACAGAGAACAUCCACGUUGGACAACGAAGAGAGUGAUGAAGAGUUAGCAGUUCCCCUGAGGACCAACAAACACAGGCGGCAACUACUGGAGCAGUCAUCGAGCUCUGACGAGGAAAACAGCCAAGACAACGGGUCACCAGUAAAGAGGAAGAAAAGACAUCUUAAAAAAGUUUCAAUCCAAAGUGAUGGGUCGUCAUCUGAGGAUGAGGAGUCGCCUUCCAACCCGAUUGAAGAAACAAUCGCUCCUGAAACUCACCAGAGUGAAGAGGACGAACAAGACUUCAACCAAGACGAAGUUUCAUUGGAGAGUGGUGAGAGCGAUGGUUCCUUCAUAGCAACAAGCGACUCGAGCGCUGACAAUAUACCAGUCUUUGAUUACUUGGAAAGUGCAGGAUCAAGCAAGCCCACCCAUGAAGAGCUGGUUUGUAACUACAGACAGAGGAAGUCAAAAGCAGCAAGACAGUCCCAAAGUAGAAAGAGACAGAGAAUCUGUCGUCCAUCCAGUAGCAGCAACACGGAUAAUGAAGGAAGUGGGGAAGAUGGAUCAGCACCUCCUGGUGAAGGAAAGGAACGACCACCGUCUAAACGGGCUGAAUCGUUGAGCAGUAAAAAGAAAGCUUGGAAGUCAGAAACCUUGGGACGUUAUAAAGAAGAGAGAGACAGAAGGCUUUCGGAGAAGAAAGAUAAAACCUGCAAAAUCAAAAAAGAACCUAAAAGCUGAAACUUUCUUCUACCCGUUUGCGUCAUAGUGGUAUCUUUCCUUGUCUUCAUCUUCUAGGAUAAUGGGGGUGCUCUGUGAAGUGGGAUUUCAGUUCCUAACUGAUUGUGUGGGUUUCCCCAUAUAGAAUAUCUGAUGUUUUUCUUGCACAUCUUAAACAAAAAUUUCCUUCAUUCUCUUCUCUCCGCGGGGUCUUUGGGAGUAUAGUGGUUUAAGAUUUUGCUGAGAAUCUUUGGCUUCACAACAAAAAUUUAAAAUUUAAAUAAAAUAAUGAAAACAUCUCCAAAUGAACUCAACAACAUAAUCACACACACCACUUUUUCCCGUUUUUUAUAUAUACAUUUUAUUAGUUUCACAUUUUCAAAAAAAAGGUUUUCAUUAGUAACUGUACACACGUUCUUUGUCAUAUUAAAAAUAAUACUGGAUAUUCUUUGCUGUAUAAUUUAUCAACACUUCUAUCUAAUGACAAUUAAAUACAAGGUUACAAUUGAAUCUAGUAAUUUAGGCCUACAUAAACAUUCACAAUUUGGGAGAUAACUGCAGAGCUGCCGUCAUUUUAGAACUGGGGAGAAGUUUCGUGGACAAAAUCUUCAAGUUUGUUAGUAGGCUCAUGGAGAGAUUGGUUUAUUUUCACGGAACUUUCUCAAAAAUCAGGGAUAUAAUGGACCUUUAUCAUGCUGUCACCAUCUUGGUCAUGUUCCCUUUUCCCACUUUCCACUACAACAAACGCUAAAAUUCAUUGCGCAAACAUUGCACCAGACUAUUAUUUCGUCCAGCCCCAGUUUGGCAAUGAGUUGGAAUGGAGUAAAAUCUAGAUUGCCACACCAUGAUAAAGGUACAUAGGCAGCUCUGUUGGUGGUUUAGGCAGUAAAAUUUGUACCAUACAGACUAUUUUUGUUUUUUGGGGUCUGGUUUCCUUGUUUUAAAGGGAAGGUAUACAGUGUAUGCAAAUACCUAAUUUAAAUGUUAUGAAUAUUUAUAAAUCCCAAAUACUGUUCAGACAUUCUGACUGUUCUGUCAAAGCACCAGUGUUGACUGAUUACAACUAAAUGCAAAUUCAUAGCAACCAUGCGGCUGGGUGCCUCUUGGUUGACUUAUUUUGAAUAUGGAUGCCAUUUAUUUUCACUUGUUUUACAUUAAAGGAACAUUACAGAAUUGGUUUUGCUAACAAAACAAAUGCUGGCAGUGUAAGCACUUAAUGUAAUCC
This is a messenger RNA of Asterias rubens (European starfish), 2550 nucleotides long. RefSeq names its product nucleolin 2-like. Lineage: Eukaryota; Metazoa; Echinodermata; Asteroidea; Forcipulatida; Asteriidae. The coding region runs from base 216 to 1346 and encodes 376 amino acids. The record is from RefSeq and is a predicted model, not a curated record. The transcript has 4 exons.